This is a messenger RNA of Galeopterus variegatus (Sunda flying lemur), 516 nucleotides long. RefSeq names its product small integral membrane protein 12-like. The record is from RefSeq and is a predicted model, not a curated record. The transcript has 3 exons. Lineage: Eukaryota; Metazoa; Chordata; Mammalia; Dermoptera; Cynocephalidae. Bases 1 to 516 code for a protein of 171 amino acids.
AUGCCGUUCAGUGGAAACGGAGCCACCAGCAGUUCCUGGCAGUCUGUUCUCUGCUGCUGGUUUAUGUUCCCCACACUUCAAGACCUAUUGCCAAGUGGGAGCAAAGAGGUCCAGCUGUGCAGAGGGCAGGAGGCAGAUGCUGGAGAAACAGACAGGGUCCACUGCUGGCUAAAGAGCUUGGGCUUUAUUUGGAGUGGGGGCCUGACCCAGCGUGCGGGUUGGGCCACAGGUGUCACGUGGCCUGCGCUUUGGACCGUGGUGCGUACUUAUGCUCCCUAUGUCACAUUUCCUGUGGCAUUAAUGGUCAGGGCUGUGGACUACCACCUGGAAUGGUUCAUCUGGGAAAAUGAUCCCCAGCCUGUAGAGGAGGAAAAAAGCAUCUCUGAGGGCCGCCAGGAGGAUCGCAAGCUGGAUGAGCUGCUAGGCAAGGACCAUGCCAGGGUGGUGAGCCUUAAGGACAAACUGGAAUUUGCCCCCACCGCUGUCCUGAGCAGAAACCACCCAGAGAAGAAUUAA